Messenger RNA from Hypomesus transpacificus, 1022 nucleotides. RefSeq names its product eotaxin-like. The transcript has 4 exons. Gene Ontology annotation, molecular function: chemokine activity; CCR chemokine receptor binding. Gene Ontology annotation, cellular component: extracellular region. NCBI's taxonomy places the organism in Eukaryota, Metazoa, Chordata, Actinopteri, Osmeriformes, Osmeridae. Gene Ontology annotation, biological process: positive regulation of GTPase activity; G protein-coupled receptor signaling pathway; lymphocyte chemotaxis. The record is from RefSeq and is a predicted model, not a curated record. The coding region runs from base 419 to 748 and encodes 109 amino acids.
UAUAGUAUCUUUAACAUCCCCAGGUGCAUACCCGUUCUUAAAACUAGAUAUUGAAUAAGAACUUCCAAUACUCUACACUGUAAUCGCCAGCAAAGUGUAGUAGAGCAUUAUGAAACCAAUAACAGGAAGAACAAAUUGGAUUCCAUUGACAUGAAAAUAUUUUCUGCGUAAUGCAAUAAUUUGCAUAAUCGGAAAUAUCACCAAAUUAAUGAAACAAGAAGUUGAUAAGGAAGUGUUUGAACAAGAUGGAGGGCCUUCUAAGAAGUACCAGCUGCAAGAAUGAAAGGAAACAUGAUGUGAGUUCCUUCAGCUCCUUAUAAAAUAGAGGUAAGGACAGACACAGAGCCACACCAGAUAAUUUGAAAAGAUCUUAGUCUCUCAGUCCUGCCUAGCAUCUCUCCCCAUCGCUGUGAGGACCAUGCAGAACAUGACCGCUCUACUCCUUCUGGGGAUGCUCUGCUCCAUAUACAUGUCUAAGGCUUCAGAGGCCAUUGAUACUACAAAAGGCUCCUGCUGUCCAAAAUUCAUUGACUACAAGAUUCCACUGCACAGGUUAAAAGAGUUUGCCUGGACCCCUAGUCGCUGCCCUUUCAGAGCAAUAGUGUUCACAACAAAAGCCAACAAGAAGUUUUGUGUCAACCCCUCUCAGAACUGGGUGAUGAACCACAUAGAAAACAUUGGUAGCCGUUCAACACCUGUCAUGUCAUCAGUGAUGUCCUCAACCACUGCAUCAACCAAAACAGCAUAGCCCAUCACAAUUCUGUACGGUAGCAGAUCCACAGUUAGCUCAAGAAUUGCAACAAUUGUAAUAUUUUAUAUUGACAGAAGGAAAAGUAUUCUCAUUUUUAUCAACUUAUUUAUCCCUAUACACAGAAAAUGGUUACAAAGAAUUGGGUUUCAAAGGAAGUACAAUGGAUGGAUACAUUUUAUUUACAGUGUAACCUCCCCCCCUCCCUGUAUAUACUGAGAACAAAUACAUUUUGCAUGUGAACAGAAAUAAAAUAUGACGUUUUAUCCAAUCA